AUGAGGAAAGAAUGCACCGAAAAUAGGUGGGCAUAUGGUAAGCCGCUGCCAAUUUCCAGACUCUUAUCUCGUAUGGCUCUCAAAUUACAAAUUCCAACACAGCGUUACGGUCGUAGACCGUUUGGUGUAGGUAUGCUGGUCGCAGGUUACGAUGAGCAAGGCCCUCACAUAUAUUACCUGUGUCCUUCGGCCAAUGCCUAUGAUUGUAAGUGCUUUGCUAUCGGGUCGAGGUCUCAAUCUGCACGAACUUAUCUCGAGCGCCAUGUCACCGAACUUCCAAUUACAAGCUUAAAUGAACUUAUUACUCAUGGUCUUAAAGCUCUACAUAGCACUUUGCCUAAUGAAAUAGAGAUAACUUCUAAGGCUUAUGUAACCAGUACUCAGGUUAGCAGUUGGUUGUUCACAUCAGAGUAUUUGGCUACUCGUCGUCAGGAGUGCAAUCUUGAGGCUCGAAAGCGUCUUCUUUUAAGUGCGCAUGAUAAAAAGGCGGAUCAGGAUGAAGAUGUUGAUACUGGAGAUGAUCCUGAAGUCCAUGAGGGUUUGUCUCCAGAGGAUGAGUUGAUGAUUGUCCAGCGUUACGUCUACCUGAUGAAGGCACUCUUCGACAAAUUUACAAGUCCUGCUCUUCCCAUUGAUUCAUGA
Protopolystoma xenopodis is the source of this 642-nucleotide messenger RNA. The record is from the annotation of a GenBank genome assembly. Lineage: Eukaryota; Metazoa; Platyhelminthes; Monogenea; Polystomatidea; Polystomatidae.